Molecule: messenger RNA, 1533 nt
Organism: Arachis duranensis
Lineage: Eukaryota; Viridiplantae; Streptophyta; Magnoliopsida; Fabales; Fabaceae
Exons: 4
Coding region: 1-1533 (510 amino acids)
Source: RefSeq, a predicted model, not a curated record
AUGGCUGAUGCCCCCCCGCCAACCCCAUCCGAGCUCUUGCGGAUGGUGACCGAGCUUCAGCAAGCAAAUCAACAAAUGGCGGAGGAAAAUCGAAGAAUGCAAGAUCAAAUUGCGCAAUUAGUUAAUGCUCGCCUGGAGCACAACAAUGAUCACCACAACCGAGAAGAAAAUCAUGAACGUCGAUCAAUACCGACUCAUGUUUCUGAAACACCUCAAGGGGAAGAAGAGGAGGCCCACCAAACAGAAGAGGGCCAACCAGAAACCGAGGAAGAAGAACGAGACAAUUCUGCCGGCCCGUUUACAGCCGACAUUAUGAAUUUCCAACUUCCCAGACAGUUCACCCUGCCGACCACUCUGACCCCGUACGAUGGACUAGGAGAUCCAAAGCAACAUAUUAAAAAAUUCCGAUCCAUCAUGAUUGUUAACGGUGCAUCUGAUCCUAUACUAUGUCGUUGUUUCCCAUCCUUUUUAGAUGGUCCUGCACUUGACUGGUUUUGCUCUUUGCCUGCAGAUUCGAUAUCGCGUUUUCAGGAAUUAGCAAAGCAAUUCGAGGAUCACUUUGCGGCCUCUGCUAUAUACCUGCACGAUUCCGACUACCUGAUGACCAUAAAACAGGGCCCACAAGAGAGCUUAAAGGACUAUAUAACUCGUUUCACAAAGGUCGCCAUGAGGAUUCCCGAUCUUCAUCCCGAAGUCCACUUACAUGCAAUCAAGAGCGGCCUACGUCCGGGCAAAUUUCAGGAGACCAUAGCCGUGAGCAAACCGAAAACUUUGGCAGAAUUCCGUGAAAAGGCAAAGGGACAGAUAGAUGUUGAAGAGCUUCGGCAAGCCCGCAAAACAGAAAGGUCAACUGCUGCCAAGGAUGAUGAUAAACCUCGGGAUAACAAAAAAACCUUCAAACCCGUUCCCCGGUAUGAGUCAUACACAGCCUUCAACACAAAGCGGGAUGACAUUAUCAAGGAAAUACUUAACUCCAAAUUGAUCAAACCCCCUCGUAAAGCCGGCGCCUACCCAGAAUCCAAAACUGUGGAUAAAUCCAAAUUCUGUACCUUUCAUCAAAAGCACGGUCACACAACCGAUGAAUGUGUGAUCGCCAAAGACCUCCUAGAACGUCUCGCAAGACAAGGUCACCUUGACAAGUUCAUCGCAGGACGAAUGCAGAAGAAUAUUACCUCGGCUUCCGACCCUUCCUCAGCAAGCCCAUCCUCAAAGGAAAAGGAUAAGGCACCCAUCCAACCAAGAGGAAUCAUCAAUUGUAUCUCAGGAGGAUAUGCAGGAGGUGGACAUACAAGCUCGGCUCGAAAAAGAACCUAUAGAGCCAUGUUGGCUGUAACAGAUGCUCCUAAAAUGCCUCAACCAACCACCGAUGAAAAACGGCCGACCUUUCCCGUUAAUAUAAGGCAGACGAAAAACCAGAAAAAGGUUCCCUCCCCCGCCGAUCACUCACCACCGACGUAUACUUCGUUUCAUAUUGGGAGUCCGCCGACUUCAGUGGUAGGCGAGCUAUACAUCGGGAAACUCAGAUUCACAUGA